GAAAGGUCAGCACCUUUUAGAGUAAACAGCCGCUCGCAGGACUCGGCCGAGGGCCACUUGGGGCAAGCGGAAUCCCGAACGAUUUGGAGUCCUCUUAAGGACAUGAUGUGAGAAUUGAGGAAGAGAGACAUGUCCCGCCUCAUCUAGCGCAAUUCUCGAUGCCUCCCCGGCGACGUAGUUGAAACUCCACCAAAGCAGUUUCGAAGCAGCUCUCGGGCAAAAGACAUCGAUGUCCUUUCCGCACCACCAAACCCUCGGCGGCCCCGCGGGUCCUGCACAAAACGUACCCAUGAACUUCAACGCCAUGUUGCAGCGGUCUGCUCAGGAACAAGGAUAUCCAGUGCCACAGUCUCAAGGCCUUCCCGGCGCCAUUCAGAAUGCGCAAGCACCAGGCUUCGGCCCACUCCAAGGACCGGGCUCUGCACCGUUCGCUCCCAAUACGCUUGGAAGGCCUCCCCCUCCGUCGACUGUACUACCCGGCGAUCUUCCCCCUCAAGCCUUCCUGACCUCUUCGAUGCUCCUGGAUAUGGUGGACAAGAAAGUGGACGUGCUACUGCGCGAUGAGAAGGAGUAUAUUGGUAUCCUGCGUUCAUACGAUCAGUUCGCGAAUCUGGUGCUCACCGAGUGCUUCGAACGGAUCGCUGCUCGAAACCCCGACGCUGAAGCUGACCCCACUGUCCCAAAAUGGCUUGCGUGCGACGUUGAAUGUCCUGGCGUCAUGACAAUACGCGGCGAGAACGUGACGAUAUGCGCCACGGUAGACCUUGACCGGGAGGACGAUCCUGUAGGCCUCAGAUUUGUUCCUGCGGAAGUUGUACGAGCUCUCGUGGCUGAGCAGAAGGCGAAAAAGGCAUUGUCAGAUGCGCGGAUAGCGAAGGCGUUGAAACGGGCUGGGAUGGAGCCGAACCAAGGGAUGCAGGGGUGAACAGACGCCUUGUUCCGUCCCCAGCCCACCAUGUUUGCAUAGUUACCGCCAGAAAAGAUAGAUGGGGGGUUUCCAUCUACGUGGUGGAGACGUACGAGGCAGGACAAGCGUGCCUCCACUAUACCAGGACAGUUCAGGGCGCAUUUGGACAGAAGUGAUUACACAUUAAGUGUCAUAAGAGAGUCGACCUGAACGGAGGAGAGG
This is a messenger RNA of Westerdykella ornata, 1129 nucleotides long. RefSeq lists its product as uncharacterized. Gene Ontology annotation, biological process: deadenylation-dependent decapping of nuclear-transcribed mRNA. The record is from RefSeq and is a predicted model, not a curated record. The transcript is spliced from 5 exons. Bases 230 to 925 code for a protein of 231 amino acids. Lineage: Eukaryota; Fungi; Ascomycota; Dothideomycetes; Pleosporales; Sporormiaceae. Gene Ontology annotation, molecular function: RNA cap binding. Gene Ontology annotation, cellular component: Lsm1-7-Pat1 complex; P-body.